AAGAAGAUGAAUUGUUUCUUGCCCCCUAGAUGGUUGCUGUUUAGUCCAAUGCAUUUUGUGGUUGGAUUUAGUUUAUUAAAGCUGUAAAUAACUUAAUUGCAGCGUUGACAAGUGGACCAUGCAGCGCUGCAUCUUAAGAUUUGCUGAGCCGUUUUCCGUUCGCUAUGCCAGCUCAGAGGCAGGAAAUCGGAAAGCUCUUCGCAGCGCCUUCCCAGUGCUGGAGCGCCCCCUGCAGCCCAUCCAGCGCCACGUCUAUGAGGCAAACCUGAGGAACAGCAGCGCCUGCCAAAGGAAGUACACGGAGUUGAAGGAGAAGGUGAUGAGAGGCGGAGGGGAGAACGCCAUAGCCAGACACACUCAGAGAAACAAGAAGCUGCUGGUCAGGGAGCGGCUCAGCCUCCUGUUGGACGAUGACGACUUCCUGGAGCUUUCGCCGUUCGCCGGGUUGGGUCUGCCGUACGGGGACAUCCCUUCAGCAGGCUGCCUGACCGGCGUCGGUCGGAUCAAUGGUCUGUGGUGUGUGUUUAUCGCCAAUGAUGCCACAGUGAAAGGCGGCACCGCGUAUCCAAUCACAGUGAAGAAGCAGCUGAGGGCACAAGAGGUAGCCAUUCAGAACCGCCUGCCUUGUGUCUACCUGGUAGACUCUGGUGGAGCUUUCCUACCUCUGCAGUCUGAGAUUUUUCCUGAUAAGAACCAGGGAGGAAGAACCUUCUAUAAUGAAGCCAUCAUGUCUGCCAUGAAGAUUCCACAGGUGGCGCUCGUGUGCGGGUCAUGCACUGCGGGUGGAGCGUAUGUCCCCACGAUGGCAGAGGAGGCGGUGAUGGUGCACCGGAUAGGAACCAUAUUCCUGGGAGGCCCACCGCUCGUCAAAGCCGCUACAGGAGAGGAGGUGUCACCAGAGGACCUGGGAGGGGCCCGACUCCACGCAGAGGUGAGCGGCUGUGUGGAUCACUUUGCAUGGGAGGAGAAGGAGGCGUUUGAUCAGACAAGAAACAUAAUCUCCACCCUGAACUUCCAACUGCCUGAAGAGGAGGAGGACACAGCAAAGAGGAGAGCAGGAGAGGAGCCUCUGCACAGCUCUGAGGAGCUCCUGGGGCUCGCUCCUCAGAACUAUAGCCACACUCUAGAUGUUAAGAUGAUCGUGAGUCGUCUGACAGAUGGGAGCCGCUUCCAGGAAUUUAAAGCUCGAUAUGGAACCACACUCGUCACUGGAUUUGCAAAGAUUCAUGGGAACCUGGUGGGAAUAGUAGCCAAUAAUGGAGCGCUGACCUAUGAAGCUGCGUUAAAAGGAAGUCAUUUCGUCCAGCUGUGCGACCAAAGAGAUGUGCCGCUCCUCUUCCUUCAGAACACGGCGCCGGCAGCGGCGCCAACUCUUUCUGCUGCUCAGGCAGAGAUGAACAGCAACCGCCUGAAGGCUCAGGGUUCAAUGAUGUCGGCUGUGGCGUGUGCCUCCGUCCCAAAAAUCACUGUAGUGAUUGGUGGUUGCCAUGGCGCCGAAAGCUACGCCAUGUGUGGACGGGCUUUUGACCCUAACUUCCUGUUCCUGUGGCCCAAUGCCAGAGUGUCGCUGACUGCUCCGGGUCACGCUGGCUCACUGCUUCUCGCUGAUGAUGACCAUGAGGAGCACAAGCUGGACAAGAUGUUAGAGGAGGAGAGCUCUGCCUUCUUUUCCUCUGGUAGGAUGUGGGACGACGGAGUCAUUCUGCCACAGGAAACCAGAAAGGUUCUCAGAGACACUCUGGACAUCAUCAAACAGCAGCGGUACCAGGUGUCCACAGAGAAGGGACGCUCUGUGGUCAUUCGGAUGUAGACGCCUGUAGCCUUCGAAGUGGCUUCGGUGUUUUAGGGUCAUCACACAAACCUGCAAUACUGCAGCUCUGUCCAACUUAAAGUAAUGCUUUACCUUUAAAACAAUUUCUACAGAAACGUCAGGGAUGCUGAUGGUAGGGGAAGUCUGUGGAACUUUUUUAAUUCGCUUUACAUUUUAAAAGCAAAUGUAGUUUUCUAUGGUGCUGUUUCUGUCAGAUCAGGAAUAAGGAAACUCUAACGGUAACCUAACUUGAUAUUUACAAAUCCCCAAAAAACCUUCACUGUUCUUGUUCAUCUAAAUUGAAAUUACAAAGAAUGUAAUUGUCUAAAACACCUAACAGAGCCUUUAAUAUUUACCCCUUUUGUAAUUAAGUGUAAAAUAAGAGUUUUGAUAAUGCUUAUUUGUACAAAAAUAAAUAGAUUGCCUAACUUG
Cyprinodon tularosa is the source of this 2242-nucleotide messenger RNA. Its product is annotated as methylcrotonoyl-coenzyme A carboxylase 2. Gene Ontology annotation, cellular component: methylcrotonoyl-CoA carboxylase complex; mitochondrion. Gene Ontology annotation, molecular function: methylcrotonoyl-CoA carboxylase activity. The transcript has 12 exons. The coding region runs from base 119 to 1810 and encodes 563 amino acids. Gene Ontology annotation, biological process: L-leucine catabolic process. Lineage: Eukaryota; Metazoa; Chordata; Actinopteri; Cyprinodontiformes; Cyprinodontidae. The record is from RefSeq and is a predicted model, not a curated record.